AUGUUAGAGGCUUCUGAAAUACCUGCCUAUAAGCUCUUUAAUGUAGGGGCCGACGCUGGAGUGGAGAAGCAGAYUGGUGAUGGRYUGGACACAGACUUCAGUGGRUUCUCUGUCCCUYUUGAGCAUUCCUUUGAAGUUGAUGAUGUGUCYCGGUUCCGUAUGCGUGGAGCUCUGCAGUUAAGGGGUGGGAGGGAGACCAGUGUGUCCCUCUCCCAGAGCCAGCUAUCAGAGGAGGACAGGAACACUCUGAAGGAAGUGGCUGYUGUGGAUGGUCUGUACAAAAUCCGAGUGCCCAGAGUGUCUUUGACAGACAGGCAGACAGAGCGUCAGAUGGAUGGCUACCUGACGGCGUUCGUCAGAGCGUGCUCUUUAGUUGAGUCCCACCUCAGCGAUGUCAUCACCCUCCACACUGAUGUCUCUGGCUACCUCAUCGGYGUUUCCAUAGUGACCAUUCCAGGCGCGUGUCGGGGGACAGAGGUGGAGGACGAAGUUGAUCUGGAGGCCUUUAACACUACGCUGACCAUCAUAGCGCCUACCAAUGCACCCCAGCCGGAGACUGCUCUGUUUAUUGAGCGCAUGGACAUAGAACAUGAAAAGAGAGGCAAGCCACAGGAGCAGAAAUCCUUCUUUGCCAAAUAUUGGAUGUACAUUGUUCCCCUCGUUCUCUUCCUGAUGAUGUCAGGAGCUCAGGAUCAGUCCGGGGGUGGAGCAGCUAAUGGAGGAGGCCGAUGAUCGCCGUGCCAACAUGAUUUAUGUGGAGCAGUUUCUUCUACUUGUAAAUAGUUAUGUAGAGAAAUGCACACCAUUCAACACACAGUUACACAUAGACUAAUAUGGACAGAUGAGCUAACCUUGAGAACGUAUGUCAUGAACUUCAUUUUUAAUAUUGAAGUGAUGGGAAAAAUAAAAUAUUUAUUACUACCUGAUAACUGUCUGACUAUGGUAUUGAUAGCCACUAGCCAGUAUGAUGCCGCUGGAUAUGUAUUCAAGAGUGGGGUGGGUGGGGGACGCUGAGUAAAGAGAGAAAUGGGAGUUGUUUUCAGUCUUCUCUACUCCACUAGAUGUCCUCUUUCUCUGCCCAUCCAGAAUGAUGCCUUAUUAAAGAUUCGUUCAACGUUAAMGCAAUUCGAUGGAGGRUGACAAAGGGAAAUUGACGCUUUCGUGAACAUGUCACCAUGGACAAUAUUUGCAGCAUUKUGUUWGUGGUAAUUCUUWAAAGUACAUUGUGUAAUAGCUGUAGACAGUAGUGUAAUAAGGUGUGUUUAGCUAUUGCAGUGUCAGAGAACUGUCAUUCAGAUCACAUACCCUGUCCUGCCAUUAAUCUCUAUUUUAUUGCAUGGCUUGACUGCCACGCAUAUUCAAGCGGGGAAAAAAUUAAACCACAUCAAUGCA
Molecule: messenger RNA, 1392 nt
Organism: Salvelinus sp. IW2-2015
Lineage: Eukaryota; Metazoa; Chordata; Actinopteri; Salmoniformes; Salmonidae
Source: RefSeq, a predicted model, not a curated record